This is a messenger RNA of Thamnophis elegans (Western terrestrial garter snake), 5068 nucleotides long. It is a transcript of the gene DOCK6, whose product is annotated as dedicator of cytokinesis 6. Gene Ontology annotation, cellular component: cytosol. The coding region runs from base 575 to 5068 and encodes 1497 amino acids. The transcript is spliced from 36 exons. Gene Ontology annotation, molecular function: guanyl-nucleotide exchange factor activity. Gene Ontology annotation, biological process: positive regulation of GTPase activity; small GTPase-mediated signal transduction. NCBI's taxonomy places the organism in Eukaryota, Metazoa, Chordata, Lepidosauria, Squamata, Natricidae. The record is from RefSeq and is a predicted model, not a curated record.
UUAAUUCCUCGUGGGAGAAACUAUCCGGCCAGGAGUUUGUUCGUUGGCAUAUUCCUAGGCAGAGAAGUGGGUCCGUGUGCCCGGAGGGGGAGUUCAGAAACGGAGAGACAGCCUCUGCCCAUGUGCAGAGGGAUCCUCCUUCCUCCUUAUUUAAGACGCGUUUGAAGUCGAAUCUUUUCUCUAAAGCGGAGACUUAUUGAUACUCAUCGGAACCAACUGUAUACAUUUUAACAGGCUCCGGAGGGAGAUUCUCCUGCAGGCGCAGCUUCCGAUUGCUUUUUCCCAUCCCCGCCGAGCAGCCACCAAUCCGGGAAACGCGCCUGGGAACCGGAGAGGCGAGGCGAGGGCGGGCGUGAAAGAAGAGACCGCGGCCGUAGCAGCGCGGAGACGGCAGGGAGCGCUUUCCGCCUUCCUGCUGCUGCUGCUGGCCCCGAGGGCUCCGCCUGGGCGCCGCCCCGUUGCUGGCUCGCUCGCCGCCUUCGGCUCGUCCGCCCGGGCGUUGGGUCCCUCCGAGUUCCGCCCUUCCGCGCGCCGGGAACUCCCGGGCCAGAGAUCGGCGGCGUGGGAAGAGGGCAUGGCGGCUCCGGAGCGAAGGGCCUUCGCGCAUCGCAUUAACCGGACUGUGGCAGCUGAAGUGAGGAAACACAUGUGUCGAGAAUAUGGCAACUCACCACAGCUCUCCAAGAAACGUGGUGGCACCCUGCAGUCGUUACCUCUGACAGAAGUGGUAGAACCAGUUGACUUUGAGAAAUACCUUAGCACCCACUUGCCAGAUGCUGAGCCAGGCCCACUUAGUGACCUGAUUGAGUUUCCUGCAGAUGACCUGGAAGUGUCCCAUGAGCCCCGGGACUGUCGGACCUUAGAACCUGGUGUCCCUGAGGAUGGGAAACAAGAUGCCAGGGUAAGAGAUGCUGUCCAAGUCUACACAGAAGAUUGGGUCAUCGUCAAGAGGAAGUACCAGAAAUUGAGUACCAUGUAUAAUGCUAUUGCUGCUGAGAGGCAAAGAGAAAGGCAGAAAGGAUUAUCUAGGCAAGUCUUUGAAUUAGAUGAAGUAGUUGAAGAGAGGAGCAAUCAAGGGGAUACGGAUGACAUCAAGCAGUGCUCUGGUUCCUUGGAAGAUGUGCCCCGAGGCAGUUGGACAUCCAGUAUCUUUGACCUGAAGAAUUCCGCAGCUGACUUUUUACUGUGUUCACUCUUGGUGCGCACUGCCAUCGAGGAGACUGACCGCCGUAAUGAGGAGCUGCGCAAGAAGGACCGGCAUCAGGAGAUCCUGGCCCUUUGCUCAGCUCCAGAUGAAGAAGAGGCCAUAGAACGGUGCAGCAUCCCAGAUAUUCCAAAGGAGCAGUUCGGGCAGAGGAUCUUAGUCAAAUGCUUGUCUCUGAAGUUUGAAAUAGAAGUUGAACCCAUCUUUGGAUCACUGGCACUUUACGAUGUGAAAGAAAAGAAGAAGAUCUCUGAAAAUUUUUAUUUUGAUCUCAAUUCGGAACAUAUGAAAUCCCUUCUCCGAACUCACAGCACUCAUCCUGCCAUCUCCACACUAGCUCGCUCAGCUGUGUUCUCUCUUACACAUCCUUCUCCAGAAAUAUUCCUGGUGAUCAAGUUGGAGAAAGUGCUACAGCAAGGGGACAUCGGUGAAUGCUGUGAACCUUACAUGGUUAUGAAGGAAAGCGAUGCUUUGAAGAACAAGGAGAAGUUGGAGAAGCUGCGAGUGGCAGGAGAGCAAUUUUGCACCCGGUUGGGGCGAUACCGCAUGCCAUUUGCCUGGACUGCCAUCCACCUCAUGAACAUAAUUAGCACUACUGGGAUCCUUGAGAGGGAUGCUUCAGACUCUGAAAACGAGCGCAAAGGUACCUGGAAUGAGCGCAAGAGGAAAGCCUAUGGACGGCUGAGUGUUGGGGAGGAGAUGUGCAGCUUUAGCAACUUCCGUCCAGCCACCCUCACAAUCACCAAUUUUUUCAAACAGGAAGGCGAUCGUCUCAGUGAUGAGGACUUGUAUAAAUUCCUAGCAGAUAUGAGGCGCCCAUCUUCUGUCCUGAGAAGACUCCGUCCAGUUACAGCUCAAUUCAAGAUUGAUAUUUCACCAGUGCCAGAAAAUCCUCAUUAUUGCCUCUCACCUGAACUGUUGCAUGUCCAGCCUUACCCUGAUUUGCGUGUCCGGCCCACCAAGGAGAUCCUUGGAUUCCCAGUUGGAGAAGUCUACAUCCCUCAUACGGCAUAUCGGAAUCUACUCUACGUUUAUCCACAGAGCCUGAAUUUCAGCAGCCGCCAAGGCUCGGUGCGAAACAUUGCAGUGAAACUGCAGUUUAUGGCUGGAGAGGAUCCUAGCCAAGCCCUUCCCGUUAUCUUUGGGAAAUCAAGUUGCAGUGAGUUUGCCAAAGAGGCUUACACAGCUGUUGUGUAUCAUAACAAGUCACCUGAGUUCUAUGAAGAGUUCAAGCUGAAGAUCCCAGCCAACUUGACAGACAAUCAUCACUUGCUUUUCACCUUUUAUCACAUUAGCUGUCAACAGAAGCAGAACACACCUCUGGAGACUCCUGUUGGUUACACCUGGAUUCCUCUCAUGCAACACGGACGGCUGAGAACGGGGCAGUUUUGCCUGCCGGUGUCACUCGACAAGCCUCCCCCCAGCUACUCCGUGCUCACCCCUGAUGUGCCGCUACCUGGCAUGAAGUGGGUGGAUAAUCACAAAGCGGUCUUCAGUGUGGAAGUUCUGGCUGUCUCCUCUGUCCACACCCAGGAUCCAUUCUUGGACAAGUUCUUCGCCUUGAUACACGUGCUAGAAGAAUACACCUUUCCCUUUCGACUGAAAGAUGUGAUUCUAACAGAGAGCAACAUAGAGUCGGAAUUGAAAUCUAGUGUGGGCAACUUACGAGUGGCUGGCCUGGAACCCUUGGUGGCCUUCAGUCAUCAGAUUCUCAACAAGCUGAUCCAACUCAUUGUGUACCCACCUGUCAUUGCAGGGCAGAUCGUCAACAUGGGCCGUGCGGCGUUUGAAGCCAUUGCUGUGAUGGUGAAUCAGAUCCACAAGAGCCUGGAGAGCAGCCAAGAUCAGCAUGGCCACAAUCAUCUGUUGGCCUCCUAUAUCUUCUACGUUUUCCGUCUGCCUGUGAUGGAGCCAGAGUCUGGAGUGCCACCACACAGUGGUGCCCUCCAAUAUGCUACCUUGUCCCGGGCAACUGGGCGCCCUGUCAGCCUUAAUCUCUCCCACUCCAAAAGUAUCAGCAACAGCAAUCCUGACCUGACCACCACACCAACUUCCCAUGAUGAAGAGGUUCAGAAGAUUAUCAGCAGCAAGGGGAUCGACCGCUCUCACUCUUGGGUCAACUCUGCCUAUGCCCCCAGAGGCCCCAAGUCCGUGUUUCGCAGGAACCAUCCGAACUCCAGCACGGACCUGAAGCAGGCUGCAGAGUGCGCACCUAACCGUAUCUCCUCCUAUCUCGAGGGCUCCACUUUUGUGCCGGCAGCUCCGAUGAGACCAGCCACCAAAAAGCUACUUCAUGAAGAACUGAUCCUCCAGUGGGUGGUGAGCACCAGUUCUGUGCGGGAAGCUGCUUUGCAUCAAUCCUGGUUCUUCUUCCAGCUGAUGGUAAAGAGUAUGGUGCACCAUCUGUUCCUGUGUGACAAACUGGACACCCCGCGUAAGACUCGCUUCCCUGGCCGUUUCAUGGAUGAUAUCUCAGCCCUGGUAUACACGGUUAGCGGUGAAAUUGCUAGCCGUUGUCAGAAGGAUGUGGAACUGGUGGAGCAUCUCAACUGCAGCCUGGCCUUUUUUCUCAAUGACCUGCUGUCGUUCAUGAAUCGUGGCUUCGUCUUUGAGCUUCUGCGGUCUUAUUAUAAGCAGAUCAAUAACUGGCUAUUGACCACACAAAACCCCAAUGCCCUCAUUGCGCUCAGGAUGGACUUGAUCCGUAUCGUCUGCAGCCAUGAACAUUAUGUCACCCUAAAUCUUCCCUGCAGUGGCCUCUCCCCUCCUGCUUCCCCUUCUCCCUCCGUCUCAUCAGCAACGUCCCAGAGUUCGGCAUUCUCCAGCCACACACAGGACCAGCGCGUGGCCAGCAUGUUUGAGCUCUCUACAGCUUUUCGCCAACAGCACUUCCUGGCAGGCUUGGUGUUGAUGGAGCUGGCACUCAUCCUGGAACCUGAUGCGGAGGGGGCCUUCUUCCUCCACAAGAAAGCCAUCUGCACUCUGCACAACCUGCUGUGCAGCCACGACUCUGAUUCCCGCUACAGGGACCCUGCGGUGCGAGCCCAAGUGGCUCAGCUCUAUUUGCCUCUGAUUGGCAUCAUCAUGGAUGCCCUACCGCAGCUCUAUGACUUCACAGAGAACCAUCUCCAGAGAGGGCGGCUUGCUUCUGUGAUGGUUGAGGAUGGAGAUGGAGAUGGCAACACCAUUAGCCAGUCAGUUGCCAUGGCCAUUGCGGGCUCUCCUUUGCCUCAUACCCAUCGAUCUACGGUCUUCCAAAUGCCAUCAGUGCCUCUCCGCCAGCACAGCAUGUUGUCUGCUGAGGCAAGUCGCAACCUGCUGGUCUGUCUUCUGUGGGUACUGAAGAAUGCAGAUGGGGCUCUGCUGCAUCGCUGGCUGGCUGACCUCUCGGCUUUCCAUGUGAACCGUCUCCUUGACCUACUCUACCUCUGCGUCUCCUGCUUUGAGUACAAGGGCAAAAAGGCCUUUGAACGCAUCAAUAGCCUGACCUUCAAGAAAUCUCUGGACAUGAAGGCGCGACUGGAGGAAGCCAUCUUAGGCACUAUUGGGGCACGUCAAGAAAUGGUUCGACGUAGCCGAGCAGAGCGUGGUCCCUUUGCAAACCAAGAAAAUGUUCGCUGGAGGAAGAAUAUUGCCCACUGGAGACAGAAUUCGGACAAGGUGGACAAGUCAAAGGAAGAAAUGGAACAGGAUGCUUUGGUAGAUGGAAAUCUGGCUACAGAGGCCAACAUGGUGGUGCUGGAUACCCUGGAAAUUAUUGUGCAAGUAAGAUCUAGCCUUUCUCAUUACAAUAAAGCUUUGAGUUUCAGCCCAUCAACAAACCUGAUGUUGCCAGAUGAGUCAAUUCAUUUGAGCAUGCUGUAA